Molecule: messenger RNA, 5549 nt
Organism: Cynocephalus volans (Philippine flying lemur)
Lineage: Eukaryota; Metazoa; Chordata; Mammalia; Dermoptera; Cynocephalidae
Gene: KDM4B
Product: lysine demethylase 4B
Exons: 24
Coding region: 238-3627 (1129 amino acids)
Biological process (GO): chromatin remodeling; regulation of gene expression
Cellular component (GO): nucleus; chromatin
Molecular function (GO): histone H3K9 demethylase activity
Source: RefSeq, a predicted model, not a curated record
AGCAACCGAGCGGGGCCCGGCCCGAGCGGGGUCUGGGGGUGCGACGCCGAGGGCGGGGGAACGCGAGCCGCUGCUCCGGGACCGGGCCGCGCGCGCGCCGCCUCAGGGACCAUCACCAUUGCUGGAGGUGCCUGACAGAAAUCCCAGCCAGCUUUUGGGGCAUCUCUCAUCCCACAACCUCAGCUAUCCAGGACAAAGCCAGGAACUUGGAAGUGUGGCGCCCGUGCAUCUGCAGCCAUGGGAUCUGAGGACCACGGGGCCCAGAACCCCAGUUGUAAAAUCAUGACGUUUCGCCCAACCAUGGAAGAAUUUAAGGACUUCAACAAAUAUGUGGCCUACAUAGAAUCGCAGGGAGCCCACCGGGCGGGCCUGGCCAAGAUCAUCCCCCCAAAGGAGUGGAAGCCACGGCAGACGUAUGAUGACAUUGAUGACGUGGUCAUCCCAGCCCCCAUCCAGCAGGUGGUGACAGGGCAGUCGGGCCUCUUCACACAGUACAACAUCCAGAAGAAGGCCAUGACCGUGGGCGAGUACCGCCGCCUGGCCAACAGCGAGAAGUACUGCACCCCACGACACCAGGACUUUGAUGACCUUGAACGCAAGUACUGGAAGAACCUCACCUUCGUCUCACCCAUCUACGGGGCCGACAUCAGUGGCUCUUUGUACGACGACGACGUGGCCCAGUGGAACAUUGGCAACCUCAGGACCAUCCUGGACAUGGUGGAGCGGGAGUGCGGCACCAUCAUUGAGGGCGUCAACACCCCCUACUUGUACUUUGGCAUGUGGAAGACCACCUUUGCCUGGCACACGGAGGACAUGGACCUGUACAGCAUCAACUACCUGCACUUCGGGGAGCCCAAGUCGUGGUACGCCAUCCCACCAGAGCACGGCAAGCGGCUGGAGCGGCUGGCGAUCGGCUUCUUCCCCGGGAGCUCGCAGGGCUGUGACGCCUUCCUGCGGCACAAGAUGACCCUCAUCUCACCCAUCAUCCUGAAGAAGUAUGGGAUCCCCUUCAGCCGGAUCACGCAGGAGGCUGGGGAAUUCAUGAUCACGUUUCCCUAUGGCUACCAUGCUGGCUUCAAUCACGGAUUCAACUGCGCAGAAUCUACCAAUUUUGCUACCCUGCGGUGGAUUGAUUACGGCAAAGUGGCCACUCAGUGCACGUGCCGCAAGGACAUGGUGAAGAUCUCCAUGGAUGUGUUCGUGCGCAUCUUGCAGCCCGAGCGCUACGAGCUGUGGAAACAGGGCAAGGACCUCACCGUGCUCGACCAUACGCGGCCCACGGCCCUCAGCAGCCCCGAGCUGAGCUCCUGGAGUGCCUCCCGCGCCUCACUGAAGGCCAAGCUCCUCCGCAGACAAAUUAGUCUGAAAGAAAACAGACACUGGAAAAAGACUGAGGAGGAGAGAAAACCAAAUCUAGAAAGGAAGAAAGAGCAGACCAAAAAGCCGGGGCUGUCGUCUCACCGGAAACGGAGCCAGCCCAAGAAGCCCAAGCCCGAAGACCUCAAGUCACCAGGGGAGGGGGCGGCUGGGAUGGCCCUCCUGGAAGAGGCCGGGGGCAGCGUGAAGGAGGAGGCCGGGCAGGAGGCGGACCCCGAGGAGGAGGAAGAGGAGCCGCAGCCGCUGCUGCAGGGCCGGGAGGCUGAGGGCACAGAAGAGGAUGGCAGGGGGAAGCCACGGCUCCCCAAGGCCAAGGGCGACCGGAAGAAGAAGAGCUAUGGCCUGCUGCCUCCUCCGCUACCUCUGCCUGUCCCGUUCCCUGCUGAGGAGGCGCUGCUGCGGCUGCCGCCCCCACUGGAGCCCCCGGUGCUGGUCCCCAGCCCUACAGCCACCGAGGGGAGCCCCCCACCAGCACCCCUGAAUGUUGUGCCCCCCGAGGUGCCAGGAGAGGAGCUGGAGGCCAAGUCACGGCCCAUCAUCCCCAUGCUGUACGUGGUGCCACGGAGGAGCCAGGCGGUGCCUGACGAGGACCGCAUGUCCUCUCAGCAGACCUUCGAGCACUUUGCCCAUAAGGGCUCCGUCUGGAAGGAACAGGCUGCCCCCAUGGAGCUGGCGGGGCCAGAGGAGGAGGGCACGGCAGGCAGCAGGGCGGGCCGCACUGAGACCAAGGCCCGGGCUGGAGAGGUGGCGUCCACGUUCUCCAAGUUGAAGAUGGAGAUCAAGAAGAGCCGGCGCCACCCUCUGGGCAAACCACCCACCCGGUCCCCACUGUCAGUGGUCAAGCAAGAGGCCUCGAGUGACGAGGAAGCGUUCCCUUUCUCCGGGGAGGAAGACGUGAGUGACCCCGAGGCCUUGCGGUCCCUGCUGUCCCUGCAGUGGAAGAACGAGGCGGCCAGCUUCCAGGCCGAGAGGAGGUUCAACGCGGCGGCCGCACGCACCGAGCCCUACUGCGCCAUCUGCAGCCUCUUCUACCCGUACAGCCGGUCCCUACAGACCGAGAAGGAGGCGCCCCAGGCCUCUCUUGGGGAGGGCUCCUUGGCUGUGCCACCUUCCAAAAGCGGCCAGAAGACGCGGCCGCUGAUCCCCGAGAUGUGCUUCACCUCUAGUGGCGAGAACACGGAGCCUCUCCCCGCCAACUCCUACAUCGGCGACGACGGCACCAGCCCGCUGAUCACGUGCGCUAAGUGCUGCCUGCAGGUCCACGCCAGUUGCUAUGGCAUCCGCCCUGAACUGGUCAACGAAGGCUGGACGUGUUCCCGGUGCGCAGCUCACGCCUGGACUGCGGAGUGCUGCCUAUGUAACCUCCGAGGAGGAGCGCUGCAAAUGACCACGGAGAGCAGGUGGAUCCAUGUGAUCUGCGCCAUCGCUGUCCCGGAGGUGAGGUUCCUGAAUGUGAUUGAGCGCCACCCCGUGGACAUCAGUGCCAUCCCUGAGCAGCGGUGGAAACUGAAAUGCGUGUAUUGCCGGAAGCGGAUGAGGAAGGUAUCGGGUGCCUGCAUCCAGUGCUCCUACGAGCACUGCUCCACGUCCUUCCACGUGACCUGCGCCCUUGCCGCUGGCGUCCUCAUGGAGCCUGAUGACUGGCCCUACGUGGUCUCCAUCACCUGCCUCAAGCACAAGGCAGGGGGCCACGCGGUCCAGUUCCUGAGGGCUGUGUCCUUAGGCCAGGUGGUCAUUACCAAGAACCGCAAUGGGCUCUACUACCGCUGCCGCGUCAUCGGCACCACCACACAGACCUUCUAUGAAGUGAACUUUGAUGACGGGUCCUACAGUGACAACCUCUACCCAGAGAGCAUCACCAGUAGAGACUGUGUCCGGCUGGGACCCCCUGCUGAGGGGGAGCUGGUUGAGCUCCGGUGGACGGACGGUAACAUCUACAAGGCCAAGUUCAUUUCCUCUGUAACCAGUCACAUAUACCAGGUGGAGUUUGAGGAUGGAUCCCAGCUGACAGUGAAGCGAGGGGACAUCUUCACCCUGGAGGAGGAGCUCCCCAAGAGGGUCCGGUCACGGCUGUCACUCAGCACGGGGGCACCGCAGGAGCAUGCCUUCUCAGGAGAGGAGGUGAAAGCCGCCAAGCGCCCGCGUGUGGGCACCACACUCGCUGCCGAGGACUCGGGGUGCAGCCCGGACUACCUGACCUUCAUGGAGAACUUCCUGCAGGCGCAAGGCCGGCCCGGAGCGCCUUUCUAGGACAGCCGGCCUGGGCGACCCUUCAGCCCAGCAAGGCAGGCCACGGCGGGUCCUGGGCGUUUGCUUGCUGUGAAUUCCUGUCCUCGAGUCCCCCCGGCCCCUGAGGGGCUACCUCCGCGCUGUGGGUGCCCCUCUGUGGGGCGACAGGAGCAGGCAGGACGCCGCACACGGCCCCCGGACUCAGGGAGCAGGGCCACGCGGGCUCGGGGGCGGCCGGGGGUGCGCCACCCACUCAACUCAGAUUUUUUAACCAUGUAAGCUCUCUUCUCGAAAAGGUGCUACUGCAUUGCCACUGAGCAACCUUUGAGAUUGUGACUUCUGUACAUAAUCACCUUUGUGAGGCUCUUUCUAUAAAUACCUAUUGUUUAAAAAAAAAAAGAAAAACAAAGAAAAGGAAAAAGUCCCCAAAGUUGUUUUCUAGAUUUGUGGCUUUAACAAAACAAAACAAACAUGUUCUUUUUCUCAGAACGAAGAUACGCUGAGGGAGAUAAAUGCAUCUCAUUGUUUUUUGUUUGUUGUUUUAAAAUAUGAUUUGUCUAUUGAGCAGGCAGGGAAGGGGUGUGUGGCGGCUGGAAUGUCCUAAUAUCUCAAGGCAGUUCUGCAGCUGUCGUGUGACCUGCGGUGGCCCAGGAGGGUGGGCAGAUGCCCCAGUCACAGGUGAGUGAGUGGGUCUCACUCUCGCCUUGCCCUGGCUCCUGGACUGUGAUGGUCCCAGCAGCCGCCUCCCACCGCUGCCUGCACCUGUCACUCUCUGUGCCUGAUAGGAGGAGGCCAGGGGUCCCUUGAGUUGCCGACCCCACAUGCCGGCUAGCAGGAGCCACGGGGCCCAGGUGCCUGUCUCCCAUGUGCCCGCACCUUUGCAAAACAAACCGUCUCUCUGGUUUGCUCCUCUGUGCUUCUCCCCUCCAGAGAAUCGCUCUAUAGCUGAGGCCGCAGGUGUUCGAGAGGCUUCCUCUCAGAUGACACAUCCCCUGCACCCGCGAGGCCUCGGGGAGGGAGGCCACCGCACGUGUGUGCCGGGCGCUGGUCAGCACCAAGCGUGGCCUCCCGGCUCGGCUCUCAGGGUGCGGGCUCUGAGCGUGUUAGGGUCAGGCCUUCCAGGCGUCACAAGUGUCGUGGGGCUCCAGCCACCCAGGCGCCCCCCGCUUUGGCCAGUCUCCUGUUCAGGGAGGGCUGCCAGGACCCUGGGGCUUGGUCCAUCCUCCGCUUCCGCCCUCCGGGGUCCUGUUUGUGACUCAUGGACUUGCGUGUCUGGGAGAAAGAGGGAGAGAGGGAGUCGCUGCUUUCAACGUGGGGGGAAUCUGCGGGUUGAACUGAUGGUGAGAGAGCAGGUACUUCACAGGCCGGCUUGGGAAGCAGCUUCCCAUGGUGGCCCAGGAGGGAGGUGGCAGCUGCCGGCCUGCCCGCCACCUCCACCCCACGCCCUCUGCGGGGCUGCCUCCGGUCCCCCGGGGAGGCUGAGAAGAUGAUCUGCUUGUAUAAAGAAAAGUUAUUAAAGAGUGUUCUGACGGUUGCCAGGCCAGAACUAUUUAAGGAAAGGGUAGAGAAUCCUCGGUGGGGGGAGGGGGGAAAGGUGGGGUUCCCCUGAGACGAGGGGUCUCCCUCUGCGGGCUGCGCAGCCCCCGGCGCGGCCUGCGCUGUAUUCAUAUGUAGUUUGCAAAUGCUAUUUAUAUUGUAAAGAGAGUACAAAGCAGCAGGCCCUGCCCUGCGGUGGGUCGGCCUCGGGGUGCAGACAGGCCACGGACAGGGCGCCAGGAGACGCGCAUUUCCCCCAUGGAGACGCUUCGUGUCUUACUCGGUGAAACACAGAACAAAACAGCCCACCCACCCUGGUUUUCUCCCCCACCCGAGAUUAAGGAUGCGCUGUAUUUUUGCCUAAUUUCCCUGCCUCUAGGUUCAUAAUGAAUUAAAGGCUCGUGAGC